Molecule: messenger RNA, 215 nt
Organism: Periconia digitata
Lineage: Eukaryota; Fungi; Ascomycota; Dothideomycetes; Pleosporales; Periconiaceae
Source: the annotation of a GenBank genome assembly
CUUUUUUUAAAUCAAUAGCUAAUGCGAGAGCCAUGGUCCCUUGGUGUAACACUCUAUUCGCAGUCUAUCUCUUUACUCGUCGCGCAGAACAUCUGUUGAUAAGAGCAGAUCGCAGGUGUAGAACCCUCUCAGCAAAACAUGGCCGCGGCCUCCGUAUGCGCUGCUUCAUCCACACCCAACAUACUAUUUACGUACGUAACUAUAUAGGCCAUUGA